Messenger RNA from Selaginella moellendorffii, 1451 nucleotides. RefSeq names its product serine--tRNA ligase. The transcript is spliced from 9 exons. NCBI's taxonomy places the organism in Eukaryota, Viridiplantae, Streptophyta, Lycopodiopsida, Selaginellales, Selaginellaceae. Gene Ontology annotation, cellular component: cytosol. The record is from RefSeq and is a predicted model, not a curated record. Bases 1 to 1260 code for a protein of 419 amino acids. Gene Ontology annotation, biological process: seryl-tRNA aminoacylation. Gene Ontology annotation, molecular function: ATP binding; serine-tRNA ligase activity; tRNA binding.
AUGUUGGACAUUAAGUUGCUGCGGGACGAUCCGGCGCUUGUCAAGGAAUCGCAGCGGCGCCGUUUCCAACCUGAAUCGGAUGUAGAUGAUGUAAUCGACCUGGAUCGUCAAUGGCGAGCUGCCCAAUUCAACCUCGAGAAAAAGUCCGCCGAAAUCAACAAGAUUGAAAAGGAGAUCGCGAAACUUCUCCGGACAAAUGGGGACUCCGCAAAUCUGCUGGCGGAGAAGGGCGCCCUGGAGAAUGAACAUACUGAGCUAAAGCUGCGAGCUUCAAAGUUAAAGUUGGAGCUGGAUUCCAAGUUGAAGUCUUUGGGCAACCUCGUGCACGAUUCUGUGCCUGUCAGCUCAAACGAGAAAGACAAGGUGGUUGUCACGAAAUGGGGUGUACCUCGACAAGAUCAAGAGGCUCUAGAAAAUCAUGUCAGUCUGUGUAAAAAGCUCGAUGCGGUUGAUGUUGAGCGGGGUGCUGCGGUGGCAGGCCAUCGAGGCUACUAUCUGUUGGACCCGGGGUUUGAGCUGAACAUGGCGCUCGUUAACUUUGGGUUGAAGUUUCUGAAAGAUCGUGGCUACAGAAAGAUUCAGACGCCUACUUUAAUGGACAAGGCUGUGAUGAAAUGCUGCGCACAGCUCUCUCAGUUCGACGAGGAGCUCUAUGAACUCGCAGGGGAGGGGAAAUAUCUCAUAGCCACUUCGGAACAGGCUCUCUGCGGCUAUUUGAAGGAUAAUAACGUGGCUCCAGAAAGUCUCCCCCUCCGAUAUGCUGGUUAUUCUUCCUGCUUCCGUAAAGAAGCCGGAAGCCAUGGCAAGGAUACGCUGGGCAUUUUCCGGGUUCACGAGUUUCAAAAGGUCGAGCAAUUCUGUGUAACUUCUCCAGAGACAUCCUGGGACAUGCUAGAGGAGAUGAUAAAAACUUCUGAAGAUUUCUACCAACAGCUGGGCUUACCUUACCAGGUUGUCAACGUUGUGUCUGGGGAGCUGAAUGAUGCUGCAGCGAAGAAGUAUGAUUUGGAGGCGUGGUUUCCUGCCGCGGGGAAAUAUGAGGAGCUGGUGUCCUGUUCCAACUGCACAGAUUAUCAAGCGAGGAGCCUGAAUAUCAAAUCGGGGAAGAAGCUUGUGCACCUCUUAAACUGCACAUUGGUAGCCACUCAACGAACCAUGUGCUGUAUCGUCGAAAAUUAUCAGACUCGAAAUGGGGUACGUGUGCCUGAAGUUUUGCAGCCUUUCAUGGAUGGGACGACAUUCCUUCCAUUCCCCAAGUGAAAGAACUUAAUGUUCACGCGUGCAAGUUCUACGUUUGAGGCCCGCGCAUUAGGUUCAAGUACAAUGUUUUACAUCGGCGAUAGAGACUGUAACUUGCAAUGUUGGAAGAGGUAAAGUUCUCUCGAUAUAAUUACAAACGUUUUUAUAGGAAAAUAUUAAAAUGAAAAAUAAAGUUGAUUCAAAAUUCUUCU